AUGGUCGAGGCAAUUAGGGACCGAAGCUUCGAUUGGCUGAGCAAUGUUGCAAGCUCGUCAACGACACUUGAAAAAAUGCUUAACACGAAUGGAAAUUGCAGCAAUAUUUCUGGCUGGAAUGAAUUGGUUGACUUAUACGCUUCACGGCUACAAACAGCAGAUAAGUCGACUUGCCCAAGUACUUCAAGGAAACGCCAGGGCAGCGAAAGUAAUGGGGAAUCAGCUGAUAAGGUCCGAAUUCUUGAGAAACAGACAACGCUUUUCAAAAACAAUCAGCUGACAUGUCCAAUAUGUGAACAUACGGUAUUAUCCAGCACAUUAAAGUCACCCGAUCUCACUGUGCGGAAAUUCAUACGACAUCUUCGUAAACAUGAAGGAGAGCUGGACAAUUCUCAAAAAGUUCCCUGUACAUCAUGCUUCACUUUUCAUAAGAAGUCAAAAAUGGAUGAGCAUUUCAAACAAGAACAC
This is a messenger RNA of Ostertagia ostertagi, 468 nucleotides long. The record is from the annotation of a GenBank genome assembly. Lineage: Eukaryota; Metazoa; Nematoda; Chromadorea; Rhabditida; Trichostrongylidae.